Leptidea sinapis is the source of this 410-nucleotide messenger RNA. RefSeq names its product 40S ribosomal protein S21 (gene RpS21). Gene Ontology annotation, cellular component: cytosolic small ribosomal subunit; ribosome. Gene Ontology annotation, molecular function: structural constituent of ribosome. Gene Ontology annotation, biological process: endonucleolytic cleavage to generate mature 3'-end of SSU-rRNA from (SSU-rRNA, 5.8S rRNA, LSU-rRNA); translation; endonucleolytic cleavage in ITS1 to separate SSU-rRNA from 5.8S rRNA and LSU-rRNA from tricistronic rRNA transcript (SSU-rRNA, 5.8S rRNA, LSU-rRNA). Bases 105 to 356 code for a protein of 83 amino acids. The transcript is spliced from 4 exons. NCBI's taxonomy places the organism in Eukaryota, Metazoa, Arthropoda, Insecta, Lepidoptera, Pieridae. The record is from RefSeq and is a predicted model, not a curated record.
UUCUGUGCUUGUGUUCAUUACUCUGUGGCACACUGCCCAGAAGAUUAAAUUCUUUCUGAAAUUGACAUUUGCGGGAUACGCGUGUUUUAAAAGAUUAUUUUAAAAUGCAAAACGACGCUGGUGAAUUCGUUGACCUGUAUUGCCCGAGAAAAUGCUCGGCGAGCAACAGACUCAUCCACGCUAAGGACCACGCGUCCGUGCAACUGGUGAUAGCGGACGUGGACCCUGCCACCGGGCGCGCCGCAGACUCCUCCAAGAUGUACGUGGUGUGUGGCGCUAUCCGCCGCAUGGGCGAGUCCGACGACUGCAUCGUGCGGCUCACCAAGAAGGACGGCAUUCUGGCGAAAAACUACUGACGUCAACGUAUUGUUAAGCUCUUAAUGUUAAUCAAUAAAUAAUUUACAAACAAA